UGCGAGUGCCAUGAGUGGAUGUGCGAGACCUACGACGGGAGAACCUGUGCAGUGAUCACACAUGGACACAUAUGUUAAAGACUGUUAAGUUGGAUAUCGCUUCCCAAAUCCUCCCUUUCUGAUUCUAUGGUACAGUGGUCCUCUCCCACAUCCUUCCCUCUCAUCCAGUGAAGAUCCUUUGGCGGCAGCUUCCUGCCCUAUCCUGAACAAAGGUUAAAAACCUAGAGAUGUGGAUGGAGGAAUGAAGAACCAGGGUCUCUGCUAUAAGAGUGGACAAUCUGGGGAGUUGGAUUAACUUGCUUCUGGAUCACCAUCGCCAGGCUGGGUCUGGAGAGCCAGGGCAGCCAAGGGAGCGUGGCAGAGGGCAACAUCCUACCGUGGGAAAGGCCCUGGAAACUGCCUUCACAGUUGGGAGGUCUGAUGCAGAGGGAAAAGAGAGGGAGACUUGGCUUUACAGGAUGGAGGGAGCUAGAAUGGAGGCCAUUGGAUAAAGUGGUCUUCUGGGCUCUUACCGAAAAAAAUGUUCUCUACCUGAGACCUCAUAUGACUUCCACUGGGAGCUGUCUCCACUUUCAACUUCCAUUUCCUUUGAAAUUCCACUGGCUGGCCUUAGGUUCCACAUGUGCAGAUGAGAAGUCUCUUGCACGAAGCCUGGUCAUUGUAUUUCCUUUGCAGAUGCCACGGUGUGUGUGACUGUGGAAAGUGCAGAUGUGAUGGAGGAUGGUCUGGGGACGCUUGCCAGUACCCGAAGACCUGUGACCUGACAAAGAAACAGAGCAACCAAAUGUGCAAGAAUUCUCAAGAUAUCAUCUGCUCUAAUGCAGGUACAUGUCACUGUGGCAGGUGUAAGUGUGAUAAUUCAGAUGGAAAUGGACUCGUUUAUGGUAAAUUUUGUGAGUGUGAUGAUAGAGAAUGCAUAGAUGAUGAAACAGAAGAACUAUGUGGAGGCCACGGAAAGUGUUACUGUGGAAACUGUUACUGCCAGGCUGGUUGGCAUGGAGAUAAAUGCGAAUUCCAGUGUGACAUCACCCCCUGGGAGAGCAAGCGAAGAUGCACGUCUCCAGAUGGCAGAGUCUGCAGUAACAGAGGGAUUUGUGUGUGUGGUGAAUGUUCUUGCCAUGAUGUUGACCCGACUGGAGACUGGGGGGAUAUUCAUGGAGACACCUGUGAGUGUGAUGAAAGGGACUGCAAGGCUGUCUAUGACAGAUAUUCUGAUGACUUCUGUUCCGGUCAUGGGCAGUGUAACUGUGGAAGAUGUGACUGCAAAGUAGGCUGGCAUGGGAAAAAGUGCGAGCACCCACUUUCCUGCCCGCUGUCAGCUGAGGAGAGUAUCAAGAAAUGCCAGGGAAGCUCUGCUCUGCCUUGCUCUGGAAGGGGUAAGUGUGAGUGUGGCGAAUGCACUUGCUACCCUCCGGGAGGCGGCAGGGUAUAUGGCAAGACGUGUGAGUGUGACAAUCGCCGCUGCGAAGACUUGGACGGCGUGGUCUGUGGAGGCCACGGCACGUGUUCCUGUGGUCGCUGCGUUUGCGGGAGAGGAUGGUUCGGGAAGCUGUGCCAGCAUCCGCGGAAGUGUAACCUGACGGAGGAGCAGAGCAGGAGUCUGUGCGAAUCGGCAGAUGGCGUACUGUGCUCGGGGAAGGGUUCUUGUCACUGUGGGAAGUGCAUUUGUUCUGCCGAAGAAUGGUAUAUUUCGGGAGAAUUCUGCGACUGUGAUGACAGAGACUGCGACAAACAUGAUGGUCUCAUUUGCACAGGGAAUGGAAUCUGUAGCUGUGGAAACUGUGAAUGCUGGGAUGGAUGGAACGGAAAUGCAUGCGAAAUCUGGCUCGGCACAGAAUAUCCUUAACAUGGCAGAGAACUGGAUUCUUAUUUUUCUAGGCCAUUAGAACAUAUAAAUGCAGAGGGAACCACAUAUAAUCACCCCUAGGACAGGUCAGACAGACCAUUGUAUGUUUUUCUAUUUCUGAACGCCUCAGUGAAAUCUGGGUACCCAUUAAAAAUGAGUUAAGCAAAUUCUGAUGUAAAUAACGCCAGAAAGAUUUUUUUCUACCUUAAUUUACAUCAGUGGUUCUCAACAAGGGCAACUUUACCACCCAGAAGACAUUUGGCAAUGUCUACAGACAAUUUUCAUUGUCCCACUGGGUGGGGUGGGAGGGCGUGCUGUGGGCAUCUAGUGGGUGGAGGCCAGGGAUGCUGCAAACAUCCUCUGGUGCAGGACAGCCUCCCACAGCAAUGAAUUAUCUGACUUCAAGCAUCAAUGGUGCCUGAGCUGAGAAACACUGAGUUACACGGUUGUUAGAAAUGCACACCCCUAUACAAGAAAGACCAUACUGGAGUCUAAGGAAAAGAUAUAUCCUCACAUAAAUCCAUUGACCAUAUUUUGCCAGUAUUUCCAUAUGGAGACAUGAGGUAGGUGGUAUACAAACACACAUGGGGUAGGGGAGCAGGCAGAAACUACAUCACCGGUGCUUU
Messenger RNA from Physeter macrocephalus (sperm whale), 2472 nucleotides. RefSeq names its product integrin subunit beta like 1 (gene ITGBL1). Gene Ontology annotation, cellular component: integrin complex; focal adhesion; cell surface. Gene Ontology annotation, biological process: cell migration; cell adhesion mediated by integrin; integrin-mediated signaling pathway. The transcript has 12 exons. Lineage: Eukaryota; Metazoa; Chordata; Mammalia; Artiodactyla; Physeteridae. The record is from RefSeq and is a predicted model, not a curated record. Gene Ontology annotation, molecular function: integrin binding. Bases 629 to 1846 code for a protein of 405 amino acids.